UGUAUAUAUAGAGAGAGAGAGAGACGAUGACUAUGGUUGCCUAAUUCUGCAUCGCGAGAAGAAUAAUUUCAAUAUUUAACAACAAGUAAUAACAUUUUAGGAAAUGAUCGCAUUAACAACAUUAAUUACAACAAUUUUUGGAUUUAGUAAAAUAUAUGUCGCCACAGAAGAAAAUAGUCCAGUGUAUUCGUCAUCGACUUUUAUUUGCGUGGACGGCACCGAAAUGCCAUUAGCGAACAUUUGCGAUGGUAUUCCCCAUUGUCCGGACUCGUCGGACGAAGUUGGAACACUGUGUCGUCACGUUGUUUGCCCUACAUAUAUGUAUAGAUGCAAUUACGGUGCCUGCGUAAGUCGUACGGCGCGAUGCAACGGUCUGACGGAUUGCGUGGAUGCCAGCGACGAAAUUUCUUGUGACCGAGAUGCCAAUGAGGCUUGUUCCGAUAAAGACUUCCAAUGUUCCACCGUUUAUCAAGAGUGCAUACCCUUUGCCGAGGUGUGCAAUGGCUAUAAAGAUUGUUCGGAUGGAAGCGACGAAAAUGCGACGAUCUGCCGCGAAAAUAUAUGUCCCGAGAAUACGUUUCGUUGCUCGUACGGAGGUUGCGUUCACCAGGAAGUGGUUUGUGAUGGUGUAAAGGACUGCAUCGACGGCACCGACGAAGGCUCAAAUACAUGCACAGCUGACUGUGAGGAUGAAGAAUGUUUACAGUAUAAAUGCCGAGAUGAAUUCGCGUGCGAGAAUGGACGACGGUGUUUACCGAUGGCUAAAACGUGCGAUGGUAUUCGACACUGCGCAGAUGCCUCUGAUGAAAAUGAAAAAUUGUGCAAAACACGUGAAUGUCCUGAAAAUUGGUUUCGUUGCGCUUACGGCGGUUGCAUUCGAUCGGAAUUGAAAUGCAAUUCUCGACUUAAUUGCCACGAUUGGAGUGACGAGAAUGAAUCUCUGUGCGGGGUAAUGUUGCCCGAAGGUGCCUGCCGAUUGCCUCCUGCAAAACCAGGAACGCAUUACAGCGUGAGUGGGUGCUCCAGAUGUCGGCCAGGCGAGAUUGUUCCUGAGCUCACGCGCCUUGAUUACACUUGCGAUGUCGAAGGCUCUUUGCAAGGUUCCGAUAAAAUUUAUUGUCAGAAUAAUCAGUGGUUUCCUAGUAUUCCGUAUUGUAUCUUUGAAAAUGAGACGAAAGCGAUAACAUGCCCGGCGCCGUCAGAAGCACAUGAUGCGAUUAGGCAAUGCGAGGCGAUGUGGGGCCCUCACAAAGGGUGGUUAUCUUGUGAUCAAGCCCUACCAGUUGGGACGCGAAUUUUCCUCGAAUGUCCAGCAUUUUACGAGCGUCAUAAGGGCUCGUCUAGUGUCAUGUGUCUUCAUGACGGCACAUGGAGCCAAUCUCUUCUGAGUUGUACUCCUGUCUGCGGGAUAAGGGACACUACAGAGGUAGCAUUGAUCGUAAAGGGAUGGAAUGUCGUUAAGGAAGAGACACUACCGUGGCAAGCCACUCUCUUCUCGCACGAGGAUGGUCAAUGGAGAUUCUUUUGCGGCGGUACGUUGAUAACGGAACGCGUUGUGUUGACUGCUGGCCAUUGCGUUUGGAAGACUUCGGCGGACACAAUACGCGUCGCUUUCGGGAUUCUGUCGAGUGAUUUAAAUCGAGUAGGGGAAAACGCACAAGUGAUCGACGUGAAAAGCAUCGAGCUGCAAAGCGCGUAUCAAGAUCACGAGAGUAACUAUGGCUCGGACAUCGCAUUGUUGAUUCUGAGGAAAGCUGUGACUGUCAACUCGGUUGUCGCACCAGCUUGCGUUCCUUGGCAUUCCGACGUGGUAUUAUUGGAAUCUCAAAGAAACGGUGGACUUGGAUUAGUUGGCGGAAUGGGACUGACGGAAAAUGACACAUUUAGUUCAGUCUUGAGGAUGACUACAAUGAAAAUUAUUUCCGACGAUGAGUGUCGCCAAAAUCAAAAAAGAGAUUUUCGAAAGUAUUUAACUUACACAUCUUUCUGCGCUGGAUGGGCAAACGGUACUGGAGUAUGUAAUGGAGACAGCGGCGGGGGUUUGGUGCUUCAGCGACCGAAUUCCAGUGCCUGGGAAGUUCACGGAGUCGUUCUGUGAGUCCCACGGAAAUUGGGUACCAAUAUGUGUGAUCCGAAUUUCUAUGCCAUUUUACAAAAGGUUUCUGUGUACACCAAAUGGAUAUAUCAAGUUAUUGAAAGCAUACCUAUAAUCGACCUACCUGAUUUUGAUCGACAACCAAAUAGGGAUAACAUUGUUGUUUAAACAAUAAAAAUUAAAUUGACUUUGAUUAUAAUAUAAAUUAAAAUAAAUAUGAACGU
This is a messenger RNA of Pogonomyrmex barbatus (red harvester ant), 2319 nucleotides long. RefSeq names its product modular serine protease-like. Gene Ontology annotation, cellular component: membrane. The record is from RefSeq and is a predicted model, not a curated record. Gene Ontology annotation, molecular function: serine-type endopeptidase activity; protein binding; G protein-coupled receptor activity. Lineage: Eukaryota; Metazoa; Arthropoda; Insecta; Hymenoptera; Formicidae. Gene Ontology annotation, biological process: proteolysis.